Messenger RNA from Cucurbita moschata (crookneck pumpkin), 1214 nucleotides. Its product is annotated as epoxide hydrolase A-like. The transcript has 3 exons. Gene Ontology annotation, molecular function: hydrolase activity. The record is from RefSeq and is a predicted model, not a curated record. Bases 110 to 1075 code for a protein of 321 amino acids. NCBI's taxonomy places the organism in Eukaryota, Viridiplantae, Streptophyta, Magnoliopsida, Cucurbitales, Cucurbitaceae.
UUUCCUUAAAACGAAACGAAGAACAGGUUGAAACGCUACAAGUCCCGAUGAUUUCCGACGCCAUAAGAGAUGAAUUCAACAGAAAAGGAACCAAAAUCAAGGCAUAGCCAUGGACACAAUCCAGCACAGAACCGUGAGCGUCAAUGGCAUAAACAUGCACGUAGCCGAGAAGGGUGAAGGCCCCAUUGUGCUGUUCAUCCAUGGCUUCCCAGAUCUUUGGUACACAUGGCGCCAUCAGAUUUUGGGCUUGAGUUCACUCGGUUAUCGCGCUGUGGCGCCGGAUCUUCGCGGGUAUGGCGAUUCUGAUUCCCCUGAUUCGAUUUCUAGCUACUCCAUUAUGCAUAUUGUUGGGGAUCUUGUUGCUCUUGUUGAGAGUCUUGGAGUUAAGCAGGUUUUUGUUGUGGCGCAUGAUUGGGGCGCGAUUAUCGCUUGGUCUUUGUGUUCGUUCCGCGCUGAUAUUGUGAAGGCUUUUGUGUGUCUGAGUGUGCCGUUUAGACCUAGGAAUCCGAUGAUGAAGCCUGUUGAGACAUUUAGGAAGGUUUUUGGCGAUGAUUACUAUAUCUGCAGAUUCCAGAAUCCGGGAGAGAUUGAAGAAGAGAUGGCCGAGGUGGGUGCGAAAGCAAAAGCAGUGUUACAAAGCAUAUUGACAACAAGAAACCCAGGUCCUCUCAUUUUGCCCCCCAAAGGACAAGCCUUCAAAGCCAGGCCUGGAUCCCCUCCUCCUCCCUUGCCGUCUUGGCUCUCAGAACAAGAUCUUUCUUACGUUGCCUCCAAAUAUGAGCAGAAGGGCUUCACUGGACCACUGAACUAUUACAGAUCAAUGGACUUAAACUGGGAGCUAACAGCCCCAUGGACAGGGAUGGAAGUGAAAGUGCCAGUGAAAUACAUAGUUGGAGAUGCUGACAUUGUGUAUACAACACCAGGAGUUAAGGAGUAUGUCAAUGGCGGAGGCUUCAAGAAGAAUGUGCCAUUUCUACAAGAAGUUGUGAUAAUGGAGGGAGUUGCGCAUUUUCUCAACCAGGAGAAGCCUGAAGAGAUAAACACUCACAUCCUUAACUUCAUCAAAAAAUUCUAGUUUCAUUCAACAAAACACAGUGCUUGUCUCUUUGUAUGUUUGAGAAUCACAUAUUUUCAUGAACCGUUUGUUUGUUUUUUAGAUUAACAAGUCAUUGUGAACUUUAGCUAUUAUGAAAUUUCUUUACGAUUAAGGGUAA